GAGAUGACCCUCUAAGAGAGUAAAAUUGAUGGUAAAAAUGGUGUGGUUGUUGGAUAGUGUUGAUGAUUUGGGAAGGUAUUGAAUGUUAGUAAUGGUAAACCCCAUUGUCUAUGAUAACGAGUAUUUUAAAAGUAAGAUUGUGGUUAUUUUUCGAGUGAAAAGCUUGGGAAUAUUAGCUAAAAUAAAAAGUAUACAAAUUAUUAUCAAGGACCUUGUAAUAUAUUUACUUGCCCCCCUUUCAUCUUUUUCACCCUAAUACCCUCAGUAAUAUCCGUGAUCCGCCCGUUUUACAAGUUAUAAUUUGGGAAAUUAGGUUAAAAAUUUUGGGUACAGUUGUGAAUUUCCGAGUGCGUGGUUUGUCAUUAUGAGUAGAGAGAGAUUGGUAAAAUUUUACCGGAUAGGUUAUGGAUGAAGAACUGCAAAUAGUUGACGUGUGGUCUGACAACUUAGAAGAUGCAUUUGACAGGAUCCGUGACCUUCUGGAGCAGUACCCGUACGUGUCAAUUGACACAGAGUUCCCAGGAAUCGUAGUGAGACCAACAUCAUACCUCGAGGAUUACAACUAUCAAACUGUAAAAUGUAACGUAGACCUUCUCAACAUCAUUCAGUUGGGCUUGACGUUUGCCGACUCUGAUGGCUCCUCACCAAACAGUGCCUCGACUUGGCAAUUUAACUUCAAAUUUGACCUCCACCAUGACAUGUACGCCCAGAACUCCAUUGAUUUGCUGAAGAAUUCUGGCAUAGAUUUUGAAAGUCACCAGCGCAGAGGAAUUGAUUUGGUCCACUUUGGCGAGCUGAUCAUGUCAUCGGGACUUGUAAUGAACGAGGAAAUUGUCUGGAUUUCGUUCCACGGCUCUUACGAUUUCGCAUAUCUUCUGAAGCUCCUGACCUGUACCAACCUACCCUCGAACCAGUCGUUGUUUUUCGAGCUCUUACACGACUUCUUCCCCUCACUCUAUGAUAUCAAGUUUCUCCUGGAUGAGAGGAGUAUUGAGCUCUCGGGCAGAUUAUCGCUGCAGAAGCUCGCAGAUCACCUUGAUGUGAAGCGGGUAGGACUCCAACAUCAAGCUGGGAGUGACUCUCUAGUAACCUCACGCACAUUCUUCAAACUCAUGCAAAGAUACUUUGAAAAUAAACUCGACGAUCAAAAGUAUCAGGGCAUUAUCUACGGACUGGGAAAGUCUACUCCGCCAACAGAUAAAGACGCCUACAACAGUACCGGCACGGAGCAAAAAAAACCCAUACAGGAACUCAAUGGAUACAAUAGCAUACUCAACUACAACACACAACUCAACUUCAACUCCAACAAUAUCAUCAACAACAACUCCAACAACAUCAUCAACAACGCUCUCACCGCCAAUAACGCUCUCACCGCCAAUAACGCUCCCCCCAGCGCCAACAACGUUUCUGUCAGUGCCAAUAAUAACGUCACUGGUACUCUAAACGGUGUAACUGCUGCCAGUGUAAACAAUAUAAAUGUCAGUAGUAUUGGGAGUAAUAGCAUCGGAAGUAUGAACGGGAACCACAUGAACAGCACACUCGGCGUUAACUUUCCCAACUCCAACUCUUUCACCAAUACCAACACGUUCAACACUAACACUUUCAACAGUAAUACGUUCAAUAGUAACACGUUUACCAAUAGCAACACGUUCAACAGUAGUAGUACGUUUAGUAAUACGUUUGGUGGUACGUUUGGAAAUGGCACCUUUGGGACUAGCACAUUCGGAAGCAGUACCUUUGGGACUCCCAACACCUUCAACAACAAUAACACUUUCAACAGUAGUAACACAUUUGGUAGUGGUAACAAUAACACAUUUAGUAAUAACAACACAUUCAACAAUAACAACACUUUUAACAGUAGUAACAACACAUUUGGUAGUAGUAACACAUUUAACAGUGGUAGUAAUAGUACAUUUAAUGGGAAUGCGUUUGGUAGUGGUUAUGUGGGAAAUUAUGUGUUUGAUAAGGAGGAGAAUGGUUACAAGUGGAAUAUGCAAAGUAAUGUUUUAUAUGAUUCGCCAUUCACCAAGUCGAGCAAGGACAAUAACAUACUACCCGACGUCACACUCUACGAUAAGAAAAAUUACUACUAAUCUCACCCAGUUCAUUUUACUCCGUUUGUUGGCUCAUUGAUUGAGUAUUUUCAUUCAAUUUUUCAAUUUUCCCAGUGUUUUUCAAUUUUCUAUAGUGUUCAAUAUUGUUAUAGAGUUUCAAUUUUUCUAUAGUGUUAAAUGUUAGUUUGUUGUGAUGAAGUUGGAAGUUGGUUGUAGUUGGAUAGAGUUGGUAGUAGUAUAGUGAGGUUUGAUGGAGUUGGUGAGGUUUGAUGGAGUUGAGUGGAUAUCUUGUCAUUUUGUAAUUUCUAAGUUGGUUUUUUCACAGCCAUGGUAGUUUAUAUAUAAUUAAAACAUUUCAACCACAGGAUGUAAUUUUAUACUAAUCUCAUACAUGUCACU
This is a messenger RNA of Theileria parva strain Muguga, 2453 nucleotides long. RefSeq names its product CAF1 family ribonuclease family protein (gene CNOT8). Gene Ontology annotation, cellular component: CCR4-NOT core complex; CCR4-NOT complex; P-body. The transcript has a single exon. The coding region runs from base 405 to 2093 and encodes 562 amino acids. NCBI's taxonomy places the organism in Eukaryota, Apicomplexa, Aconoidasida, Piroplasmida, Theileriidae. The record is from RefSeq and is a predicted model, not a curated record. Gene Ontology annotation, molecular function: poly(A)-specific ribonuclease activity; nucleic acid binding.